Mytilus trossulus (common blue mussel) is the source of this 316-nucleotide messenger RNA. RefSeq names its product large ribosomal subunit protein eL38. The record is from RefSeq and is a predicted model, not a curated record. Lineage: Eukaryota; Metazoa; Mollusca; Bivalvia; Mytilida; Mytilidae. Gene Ontology annotation, cellular component: ribosome; cytosolic large ribosomal subunit. The coding region runs from base 16 to 291 and encodes 91 amino acids. Gene Ontology annotation, molecular function: structural constituent of ribosome. Gene Ontology annotation, biological process: translation; protein-RNA complex assembly. The transcript has 5 exons.
GCACCGUCACUCGUUAUGUGUCAAAGCAGAACUAAAUUCUUACAAUUCACCGAGAUCAGAAAGGGGAAGAUCAUCAAAAUGCCUAAGCAGAUUAUGGAAAUCAAAGACUUCCUGCUAACAGCCAGGAGAAAGGAUGCUAAAUCUGUUAAAAUCAAGAAGAACAAGGAGAAUGUAAAAUUCAAGGUCAGAUGUAGCCGAUAUUUGUAUACACUUGUCAUCCAGGAUAGAGAAAAGGCAGAAAAAUUGAGACAGUCUUUACCUCCAGGUUUGGCUGUAAAAGAUUUAAAGUGAUUCAAUAAAGGCGAUGAAAAAAAGA